Cetraspora pellucida is the source of this 667-nucleotide messenger RNA. Lineage: Eukaryota; Fungi; Glomeromycota; Glomeromycetes; Diversisporales; Gigasporaceae. The record is from the annotation of a GenBank genome assembly.
AUGGCAAAUUCAAGUAAUAUUGACCUUAUUAACGCUGCUUUCUCGGCCGUAAUGGGAACCCACAAGUUCAUAUCUGGAAAAGAAUUUCAAGAUAGACAAGCCCGUGGUGAAGCUAAUGACGCAAUAUAUAAUCAGGUUGACUUGAACUCGUUUCAUCAAGUCAAUCUUGUUGGCAAUGAUCCAAAUAUUGUCAGUAACUUGGAUACUGAUUUUAACCGUCGGUGCACAUUUGAUCAAUCUGGUUCUUAUCUAGGACAAAUUUUUGUUAAGACGCUCACUGGUAGAACCAUAACACUAGAAUGUAAAAGAAAUGAAGCCAUUGAAUCUAUUAAGUUGAAAAUUUAUGGUAAGAAUGGCACUCCACCGGAUCAGCAAAAAUUAAUUUUUGCUGGGAAGCAAUUGGAGGAUAACAAAACGCUUUCCGACUACAAUAUUCAAAAAGAAAGUACAGUGCACCUGGUUUUACGUUUGCGUGGAGGUGGAGUUAUAAUUAGUUACUUAAGUAUGAGUGUUUUAAACCCGCGUUACGACUACGAUUUUACAAAUAUUAAUGAUAUGGGUGUGACAUUUAUGCGGGGAGAUAUACUAUAUAAAAGACCAUGUGGAUGGAAACGCAUUGCUUUAAAGGUUAAUGGAAAGUAUGAUAACGGUAAUGAUAAAUGGCUUG